UGUUGGGUUGAUGGGUUGUCACUGGUUACCCCAGCCACAAAGUUGGCUAUGAAGGUCGUCGUAAAAUGUAUGGGGGAAAAAUUCGCCCUCAUUUAAGGUUAGGGUUGGAUAUAAUGUUAGCAGUGUGCUUAAGGUUAGGUUUAAAAUCAGAUUUUAAGAAGAUCAUUUGUAGAAAUAGGCGAGUUUAGCCAUAAUUCUGACUUUGUGGCUGUGGUAACUAGUGAACACCGGGUUGAUGAUCUCGAGGGAGAGUCCUAACAAAGAACAGAAGGGACUCCACAAUGGGAGACAGCUUCCAUGACCAGCUGCUGGAGGACAGUCGGUUCCUUAGAGCAGACCGUCGCCUGGACACAGAACUAGUGGAUAAGCUCAUCCUGCAGCUCAACAGGAUCUAUCCACAGAUCCUCACAGACAAGGAGGCCACCAAAUUUAGGGACCUUGAUGUGCCCACCUGCGUCCGACUGGCCGAGCUCCUGGCUCACCUGCAGGGGAAAGGUGAAGAGGCCUGCCGGGAGUUCUACCGGGCACUUCACCUGCAUGUGGAAGAUGUGUACUUCAGCCUACCCACACGUCUCCGCCUCAGAGAUUCUAUAGACCCGUUCACGACUGCAGCCUCACCCACUCAGCAGAGAUAUGUACUAAACGACAGAGGUCAAAUGUUCUUCCUGAGUUGUUUCAGUGUUGCAGUUGGGGUGGCUCUACUACAUUACUAUGACAAGGCCAAAGUAACAAGGGGCAGCAGGGCUCUUGGCAUGGCUGCUCUUGGAUUGGGUCGACGAGCCCGAGAGGUUCUCAUAUGGUACACUGAAGACCCCAUCAGGAAGUAGUGGGUGUGUCUCCAACACCACCAGCACAUCAGAACACACACUCCAAAGUUGCUUCCGGACAUCCACACUACACUACACCCUUUUCACACUACCGUGCCAGCCUGAACCAAACUGCUAGUUACAGCAACUACGGUUAGUACAGCUUGGUUGGGCUCUAUUCGAUUCGUCUUAGUAGUAUGAAAAGCCCUUAAGUCAUUGUUUUUUUACAACUCUGUAAAUACUAUAUAUAUAUAUAUAUAUUUAGGGAUCUUACUUUCUCUGACAAUUUUUCAUACAGCUCUGUUUUUUAUGGACUUUCAUUGUCCUAAUAAUGGUUAGUUAUAGACAUGCCUCUUCUCUGGUGAAAGCAACUAUUAUUACUCUAAACUUAAGCCUCUGUUACUGAAUAGCAUUAGAGAUCCUGUCUGCAUUCAGCUUCAUUUGUGUGGUGUGGACACAGUAGACAUGUAGGGGUUUGUACAGAAUACCUAGAGACCAGACUCACUUUAAAUACGGAACCUUUUCCAGGGUAUGUGUUGUACUGCUCAGUAUACUCAGGGGAUUGACAUUAGAAAACAUCAAUUUUAUUUGGCGUGUUUGUAAGAUGAGAUGUUUAAUUUGCUUAUUCAAGAAAAAAACAACCAAGCACUACAUUUAUUGCAAUUUGUUUUGUGAUAAUGUCUCUGUUGUCAGGGGGAUUAUGAGAAACAUGAAUGUAAUAACAAUGUUAUAACAUGUUGUGCCCAGUGUUUGGCUUGGGUUAAAUGUCUACCACAUAAUGUCUUUACAUUAGAUGAAUCCAGGUCCACUAUGUUUCUAUACCUAGGCACGGUUUAAUGAAUGUGUGAUCUAGCUAUAUCAGAGAAUAUGUUCUGCAUUUUUAUUUUGGUGUGAGGCUCCUUACCUCUGGUUCAUCAACAAAACAAUGGCGGUGUGGCGGACAGAGUCGCUGUUUCCCCUAUUGCGGACUCCAUCUUUAAAUCUUUUUUGAGUGAAAAUAGUACUUAGUCACUGUUUUUGAAAGUGUUAUUUUUUAUUAUUAUGGCCACUAAAAGCCAAUACAAAUGAACACAUUUCAGGUCUCAACCGUGUCUUUUCACCUCAGAAUCUAUUUCUCUCUCACUUUUCUCAAAUGUUAAGCAUUUCCAAAGCCUUCUCUAACCAACAUGUGUCUUAUGUUUUCUCUUACACAUGCAUGAAGCCUUUGCUCACUAACUUGCUGUAAUUUAUGUUUAGUUUGUUAAGGUCAAUAUUGUUAAUGGGGGAAGUAGAUUAUAACGGUUAUUCUGUUUUAUAGUAGGGAACAUCAUGUUAAAUACACAUGUAACCUACCAGAUAUAAACAAUGUGGUGUAUCACAGCUCUAUCUACUCUUUUUAUGUCUAAAAGUGGAAGUUAGGAUUCUCCCCACAGACUCUAACUGUCUUAGUCUCUCAAGUGCCAUCAUUAGCCUUUCCAUGCAUGGACAAUAAAAAAACUAUCUGAACAAA
Molecule: messenger RNA, 2295 nt
Organism: Salmo salar (Atlantic salmon)
Lineage: Eukaryota; Metazoa; Chordata; Actinopteri; Salmoniformes; Salmonidae
Product: caspase recruitment domain-containing protein 19
Cellular component (GO): mitochondrion
Source: RefSeq, a predicted model, not a curated record